AGGCGCCGGCGGCGGCAGCUAUGGCCACGCGCUCCCACUGUGCACUCGCGGCUGCCCUGCUGGCGGCGAUGGCGGCGACGAGCACACAGUCGCCGCACGGACAGGGCAGUGAGCGCAUCACCGACGGCAAACCCGCUAGGCUCGGCCAGUUCCCCCACCAGGCCCUCGUCCUCGGCGACGGGACCCACAUAUGCGGCGGGUCGCUCAUCACCACAACUGCGGUCCUCACCACCGCCUACUGCACCGUCAACUGGAAGAAGUUUACCAUUCGACUGGGAAGCGUUCGUCGGGAUAGGAACGAGACCACGUCCUGGAUCGUGGUCGCGCAUUGGGUCGUGGCCCACCCGGACUACGACACGGAGGGCUACUACGGCCACAACGUCGCUGUCAUAUUCCUGCCCACGAGCGCUCCCCUCAGCAGUUUCAUUGCACUGGUGACGUUACCUUCCUCCAGCGACGUCAAUGAAACCUUCGUGGGAAGAACUGCCUUGCUCAGCGGUUGGGGAAGACAGUUUGCCGGCAAGCCAUUUUCUGACGUUCUUCUGUUUUCUGAGGUGACGGUUAUUCCCAAUUCAGUAUGCGAGCUGCAGUUCGGAGCAGAUACCAUUCUUGAAAGUACGCUGUGUGCCGGAAACAAGUACAGUGGCCUCUGUUCUGGAGAUUGGGGCGGAGCGCUUGUUCUUAAAUCCACAGAUGGCUACAAGCAGAUCGGCAUUGCCAGUUUUUUUCACAGGUGCAAUGAGCCUUUACCUGGUGCCUUCUCCAGGAUUACCUACUACCUUGACUGGAUAAAAAACACUGCUGACAUCACUGCUGACUAAGAAGCUAGUAUCCACUGUCACAAGGUUCCGUUAUUUGAUCAUAUUUCAUAAGUAUUCUAAUUAAAAUUAAAAAAAAUCGGCACAGAACACUUAAUAAUUGGCAAAAAAUAUGUUCUCAGACCACUGUCCACCUGAGUGCUAACAUGGCAUAAAUGAUACGAUCAUUGUUUUUUCUCAGGGAGAAGACUGAACUCGCUGUUCUCGAUUGUAGCAGAAACCAUGUACUUACUGUAGUUCAGUUGUUUUCCUCUCUGGAUGUUCCCACCAAAUGACAAUAUGUGAUUGAAGAAAACUGUUUAUCUCUGUGUCUGUAUGCUUUCAAGCAAUAAAACUGAGAUAUGAGUAAAUUUCUUUUUAGUAAUUUGUGGCUAGAAUGUGUUUACAGAGUAUUGUAAUAUUUAUAUCCUCAAAUCUAUCGAAUAGCUGUUAUUUGUUUCAUGACACCAUUAUAGCGUUACAUUUUUUCGAUGUACCACUGGGUCUACAUUUGGCAACGACCUACACUAAAAAUUUUAAUGGAACGGUUUUCACAGAAUUUUGACGUUGGACAUUGAUUUUUCUGUAUAUUUCAAUGAUUUCAGCUAUUUCCGAAAAAAAUACUGAACAGUUUGAACAUGUCUUAAGAUUUCGUUGAAUUACACACUUUUUUAUUCCCU
Messenger RNA from Schistocerca gregaria, 1477 nucleotides. Its product is annotated as serine protease 1-like. The record is from RefSeq and is a predicted model, not a curated record. NCBI's taxonomy places the organism in Eukaryota, Metazoa, Arthropoda, Insecta, Orthoptera, Acrididae. Bases 21 to 821 code for a protein of 266 amino acids. Gene Ontology annotation, biological process: proteolysis. The transcript is spliced from 6 exons. Gene Ontology annotation, molecular function: serine-type endopeptidase activity.